Messenger RNA from Cyprinodon tularosa, 4338 nucleotides. Its product is annotated as trichohyalin. The transcript has 10 exons. The coding region runs from base 145 to 3360 and encodes 1071 amino acids. Lineage: Eukaryota; Metazoa; Chordata; Actinopteri; Cyprinodontiformes; Cyprinodontidae. The record is from RefSeq and is a predicted model, not a curated record.
CACCCCGCUGGCACCAGAGGAAACGACGAUGACGACGAUUGCUCUCUAGUCACCGCCACCUACAGGGCACCCUCGUCUCCCUCAGAUCCUUUCUGGGUGUCGCACGCCUUCGACACGGUUCAGGCCGCCGAGCACAGCCAGGCCAUGAGCGAGAGUGUUCCUGCAGCCCAAUGGGAAGACAAGGCCAUGACACUCCGCUCCAGACGCUCCGAGCGAUCCAGACCAGGCCUUCCGAUGACUCCCCCAGCGCCAGCGGACCCUCCGCCACGGUACCUCAGAGUGGGGGCCCUACAGAGGUGGACCGAUACAGGCCUUGACCAACGUGGAGGUCCGGAUAGAGGGAUGCUGGAGGAAUCAGAAAGCGAAGGGCGGGUGGCUUUGGAGAGAGAUCAGGAUGAAGUGGCUGCUGCCCCAAAACGCUUGAAGAUGCUGCAGGCAGAGGAGCAGCAGAAGCCAAGGGCCACCUACUUCGCUCUGACUGGUCAAAUGCAGGAGAUUUCCCCUGGAGGAGCAACCACUGUGGAGGGAGCUCAGCUCUACAAUGAGCCAUCUGUGAGGUCAUCUCUGAGCAGCUUCCCAGCAAGGAGGAACCCUUCCCUAGAACUAGCAUUUGAGCAGGAGAAGUUUGGUGAACUCAUGCUGAGGAGCCAUGUCCAGUCCGUGGACGUCAGGUCACCGACCGACAAAGCAGCCAAAGAGGAAACGGCAAAGAAACAAGAGCAUGAGAAGGAGACUGAAAGACACAGGGCUAAAGUCAACCAACAAGCGCAGGCCGACUUUGAAAGGAUGAGGGAGCUGGAUAGGCAGAGAGAGUACGAAAGACAAAGACAGAAGGCCUUCGAAAAGGAAAAAAGGGAAUUAGAGGAGGAACAGCAAAGGCAAAAACAGCUGGAGCUGGAAAAACAGAAACUCCAAGAACUAGAGAGGCAGCGAGAGAGACGAGAGGUGGAGAGGCAGAAAGAGAUGGAGGCCGAAAAAUCCAGACAGAUGGCUUUAGAACAGGAAAUGCUGAGGAUGAAGGAGCUGGAGAAAAGAACCAAACUGAAGGAGAUGGAGCUGGAAAAACAGAGGCAAAGAGAAAAGGAGAGGAUGCAGGAGAUGGAGAGACUGCAGUUGGAGAAUGAGAGACUGAGAAGAGAGCAGGAGCAGGACAGGAGGAGGAAGGAGGAGCAGGAGAGGAAGAGGAAGGAGGAGCAGGAGAGACUCCGAGAGAUGGAGAGGCAGCAGAUCAUAGAACUAGAGAAGCAGAGAUCCAAAGAGAGAGCAGAAAAAGAGGCAGAGAAAUUAAGACAGAUGGUGUUGGAGCAGGAAAUGCUGAAGAUGAAGGAGCUGGAGAAGGAGAGAGCAAAGGAGAGGGAGAUGGAGAUGGAGCGUCAGAUGGAGAUUAGGAUGGAGAAGGAGAGAGAGCUGGAGAAACAGAGGCAGAGACAACUGGACCUGGAGAGACAGCAGCUAGAAAAGGAGAGGCUGAGAAGAGAGCAGGAGCAGGACAGGAAGAGGAAGGAGGAGCAGGACAGGAAGAGGAAGGAGGAAAAGCAGGAAAAGCUCAAAGAGAUGGAGAGACAGCAGAUUGUAGAGCUAGAGAAGCAGAGACUGAGAGAGAAGGAGGAAAAGGAGGCGGAAAAGUUGAGACAGAUGGCUUUGGAGCAGGAAAUGCUGAAGAUCAAAGAACUGGAGAAGGAGAGAGCAAAACAGAGAGAGAUGGAGAUGAGAGAGCAGGAGAAACGGAGGCAGAGAGAGAUGGAGAGGCAGAGGCAGCUGGACCUGGAGAGACAGCAGUUUGAAAACGAGAGGCUGAGAAAGGAACAGGAGAGGGACCGGCAGAGGAAGGAGCAGGAGAGACUGAGAGAGAUGGAGCUGGAGAAACGGAAAGCAAAGGAGAAGCUGGAAAAGGCCGAGGCUGAGAAGAUGAGGCACAUCGCCAAGCAGCAGGAAGCAGAGAGGCAGCGGCUCAAAGAGAAGCAGAAGAAGGAGGAGGAGGAGAGGCUCCGGUUGGAGUCGUCUCAUCAGAGACACCGAGGUGAUCCAGCAUCUUCCCAAAGCGGCGACCCUUCUCCGCGGUGGAGGGAGCCCCAUAAACCUGCUGGGCUCAACAUCGACUCCUUCACCUCUCCCACUCCGCCCGGGUUUCCUGCUCCUGACGCCUGGUUGCAGCCAACGCCCGGAAGAGACGGAAGCUGGAAGGUCCCGCCACAGACCUCGAGCCCCGUAUGGACAACAUCUCCUCAGGAUCCGUGGGAGCUCCGUCCUGUUGAGAUGUCUGUAGACGGACCCAGAAACGCUCCCAACACGCUCAGCCCAGAACAACCACAGCGGCACAGACCCGCCUUCCUGGACCAGCCUCUGCUCUUGGCUCCUCCUUCAGGGAAGGAGCCCCAAUCAUAUCAGGAACCUCCCCACGGUGGAGACCAGGCCUGGAUUCCAAGAGAGCCCCAUCCUCCCAAGGACAGGAGCCGCAGGAGAACCCAAGGAUCUCAGGAGCUGAGCAGGAUGCGGUCCCGGAGCAUGUGCAGAAGAUCUGCUCCUGCCAGCAGCACCGCCGAGGGGAGUCUGGUCAGGAUGAGGAGCCGCAGCGCCCACAGAGAGCAGGACCUGCCCGGUUUGGUGCAGCAGAAGCAGAGUGGAGAAUCGGACCGCAGAGACUCGGGAACUCCGGUCCGGGACGCCGACAGUCAGUACGGGACCUGGGACACGGGCCUGCGGACCGACGACAGCCUCACCCCUGCCUCCCACAGUUCAGAGAGCACCCGGAGCGCCUCGCCCAGGAAGCACACCCCGCUGCCCUCGCCAGGCCCUCAGGCCUCUGCUCCAGACGGACACUCGUCCUCCUCUGAAGUUCAGCCGCUUGACUUCCCUGAUGCUCCGAUGGUCCUGCUGGAUAACAGCGCUCUGCGCUCCCGCGCCCAGCUGGGGAAGAAACGGGCCCCGCGGACCCGGCCGUCCAAGGCGCCGCCGACUCAGGCUGACGAAGGAAAGCCAGAGGACUGGCUGUACAGAGACUCCACAGAGGCGAAGGCAGAGAGCAGGAACGACGACUCCGAGACUGAGGGGCCGAGCAAAGGGGCCGACGGCGCCACGGUGCUUCCCCAGCAACCACAGAGGGUGGCGCUGUUCCCAGGAAUGGAUGCUUCAGCGUUAAAGGCGCAGCUGAAGAAGCGAGGCGACUCUGACAAUCAGACCGACGGGCCCGCCCCCCCUCCAUCGCACCCGGCCCGCUCUCCCAGGUCUCCCUUCCUUCCUCGUGCAGCGCGGGUGCUGCCCCCUGCUGGUGGGAAGGAGAACGGCGAGGAGGACUCCCCCCAGUGGCUGAAGGAGCUGAAAUCCAAGAAGCGUCUGAGUCACUAUGAGAGCGAGAGCUAGAGGAGCAGCGAGGUUGCCUUAACAGAUGAACCUGAGAACUAGAAGCCUUAACGUUUGAUCCAGAGGAGAAGGAGGGAGCCUGGAUCUCAAGCUGCUGAUAGAUUAUUAUUUUUCCAAAUAUUUUUGUUGUUAUUUUUCUCCCUCUCUGGGUUUAUAAAUGUGCAUGGUGCCUUUUUUAAAGCUGACUGACAAAAAGGAAAAAAGAAAACAAGCAAGGAACAGUUUCUGCUUCCUGUCCACUUCCUGCUGGAAGUUCUGCUGCACCUUCAGAUGAGACUGAGACUGACUUCCUCAUGCAGCUCCAUCACUCGGUGUAGGAAACAGCAGAGGAAGCGCCGUUGUCCCUACGCCGGAGGCUCCUGGCCCUUCCACCCUGAAUCACUCCACAGCCGCUGCAGAUUGUACUCAAGCUUGAUUCUUAGCUGUUUUUCAUAAUGAGGGAACGAGGAGCUUUGAAGGGAACAAUCGGAUCAGCACAAACACGACAACAAUCGUCUGUUCUCCUUCCUCUGACAGACCGGAGGCUACUAGCUGCUAGCACCCAUCCGAAGCCAUACCGCCACAUCUCGCCGGUCCACGUGCAAUCGCCCCCCCUGUGUUCAGUGUGCGUGAACAAUCGCCCCGUCUCAUCCGGGCCGGUGCCGCCCGUGUCCCAGAGUUGGACCCGAUCGCGUCCCGCUCUGGUUAAAUGUCUUGGACCCGCUCGGCGCCGGCAGCCUUCCACUUCCACAAAGCACUUUGAUGCACUGCAGCACUCGACGUCUGCCCCCUCCCUGCUGGGUUCUGUUCUGAUGGAGCCGCUGUCCUUGGGUUGGAUGUAAAUGAACUUUUUGUCUUGAAAUAUGGGGGUUAUUUUUAUGUCUCUUUUCCUUUUUUUUUUAAAGUAACCAUGUUUGUUACACUGAGUUUUUCUGACGCGGUGUCCUACAGCAAAUAAAUUCUUAAUAAAACAUGAAGUGGCCUGGAGUUGGAGCCUGA